AGUACAAUAUAAGAAUUGGAAUUAAACACGUCUAAUUGUCUAUGGAUCUCUCCCUCUCUGUAUAAAGAAAGAAAUUCCACUGCUACAAAACGUUGACAUCUCAAACUCCUCUUCCAUUGCGUGUUUCAGUGUAUAAUUGCCGUGUUUUUCGCUCCUGAGGGUUUUGCCGUGAUCACUGGAAAUUUGGUCUUGUUUAUAGAAUUUGAUUUGGAGGUGUUGGGGUUUUGUUUGGAAGAAUUUGUGGAAUUAGGGGUUUAAUUGGAUUGGAUUGUGGGUGAAGCAGAGAAUGAUUGGUAGUAGGAAAAAUGGGGGGCGUGCGUCGCCCUUCUUGUUGGUGUUUUUGUCGUUCGGUUUCUUCCUAGCAACCUACAAUUUGCUGAUUUUGGUAAUGCACAAGACUGGUAGGGGGGUUGUUACAGAGGAGUUGCGUGAUCCAGUUAUCAGGAGGCCUGAUGAGCUGAGGGAGGGAACUGGGGCAAAGUUUCAUGUUACGUUGACGGCCACCGAUGCGCCUUAUAGCAAGUGGCAGUGCCGGGUUAUGUACUAUUGGUACAAGAAAAUGAGGGAUAUGCCUGGAUCAGAUAUGGGGGGGUUUACUAGGGUUUUGCAUUCCGGGAAUUCUGAUAACUUGAUGGACGAGAUUCCGACUGUUGUUGUGGAUCCUCUUCCGGAAGGGCUUGAUCGGGGUUACAUUGUUUUAAACAGACCCUGGGCAUUCGUGCAGUGGCUGGACAAAGCCACAAUAGAGGAAGAAUAUAUUCUAAUGGCAGAACCCGAUCACGUUUUUGUUAAUCCGUUGCCAAAUUUGGCUCAUGGAAAUCAUCCAGCUGCAUUCCCAUUUUUCUACAUAAAACCAACUGAAAAUGAGAAAAUUAUAAGAAAAUAUUAUCCUGAAGAUAAAGGCCCAGUAUCCAAUGUUGAUCCAAUUGGCAACUCUCCUGUAAUUGUAAAAAAGUCGAUUUUGGAGAAAAUUGCGCCUACAUGGAUGAAUGUAUCAUUGCGAAUGAAAGAUGAUCCAGAGACUGAUAAGGCUUUUGGCUGGGUUUUGGAAAUGUACGGUUAUGCAGUCGCAUCUGCUUUGCAUGGAGUUCGGCAUAUCCUUCGUAAGGACUUCAUGCUACAGCCUCCAUGGGAUACUGAAGUUGGGCAGAAGUUUAUCAUUCAUUAUACAUAUGGAUGUGAUUACAACAUGAAGGGGGAACUGACUUAUGGGAAGAUUGGAGAAUGGAGAUUUGACAAAAGAUCUCAUCUGCGUGGUCCGCCCCCAAAAAAUCUUCCAUUACCUCCUCCAGGUGUUCCUGAAAGUGUGGUAAGGCUUGUUAAAGCAGUGAAUGAAGCUAGUGCAAACAUUCCUAACUGGGACACACUGUGAUAUAUGGCCGAGACCCGUUCCUUAAUAUUGGAAGAUGUGAUGUUUUUUCGCGGUCUUGAUUGAUACUGGGUAACUAUACAAAUAUGAAGUGACGGAGGAGAGAGAGAAUACAUGAUAGAAGAAGACGAUGGUUUUGUCCGACGUACAUCCUUUUUGAGACACCUCUAACAUCAAUACACAGACGACAUUCUUUUUGUGCUAAUACGUUCGCUACUCUGGUCUGUUGUUUUAUUUUGCUUGAAAGUAAUGGAAUUUGAUAAGAGAUUCUCUUAUUUGUUGCUAGUAAGUAUCUAUUCUUGAUUGA
Messenger RNA from Salvia hispanica, 1676 nucleotides. RefSeq names its product hydroxyproline O-arabinosyltransferase RDN2-like. The record is from RefSeq and is a predicted model, not a curated record. Gene Ontology annotation, molecular function: glycosyltransferase activity. NCBI's taxonomy places the organism in Eukaryota, Viridiplantae, Streptophyta, Magnoliopsida, Lamiales, Lamiaceae.